UUCAAUUUAAAAUGUUUCUUUAUAUUCUAUAUUUAAAAAAAGUCUAAAAGAUAAAUCCAAAAUGCCAGGUUCAAAUUGUUGUCUACCAGGAUGUACAGUUUCAAGAUCUAUUAAGCACAAAGAUAUCACCUUAUUCAGAAUUCCUAUGAGGACAGGAGACUUUUAUAAAAAAUGGAGACAGAGAUUGUUAGCUAUUAUCACUCAGUAUAGAGACUUUGACAAAGAUUUGAAAGAAAGACUCUCAAAGGGCAAUAUUUAUAUAUGUGAGAAUCAUUUUUUAGCAGAAGAUAUUGAAUUGACAAAAACUGGAAGGAAAUCAUUACGCUUAGAGGCUUUACCAACUGUUAACCUACCCAUAAAAUCACAUGAAAAAGAAAAAAAGGUACCUAGAAGACACAUAAGUAUUGUAAAAGAUAUUGUCCCACAGAAGCGAAUAAAUUAUUCAAACUUAAUUGAUUUACAGAAAAAAACCCAAAAGUUAAAACUUAGUGGAUGGGAGAUGACAUGUAAUGAAAACAAUAUCAAAUUUAAAAAGUUAUUGCCUUUGUAUUUGUUACCUAAGUAUGAAGUUGUAGUAGAUGACAGUUUAGCGUUCACCAUUAUUGUAUUUGGGUGGCUCUUGCCAGAUACUCACUUAAUCUAUAAAUUAUACUCACGAUCAAUGCUGAACACUACAGUUACCGAACUUUUAUGCAAAAUAUGUACAUUAAGAUUUUGUUCUGGUAUUAUAGAAAACAUCAGAAAUAUAAAUAAUGAUGAUUUUGUUGAUCAUAUUGUUCCAAUGGAAUUUGAUUUAGAAAGUGCAAGUACAGAUGGUAUGCGUGUAUCAAAUGAAAGGUUUAAAAGAGCAAAAUCAUGUAUUAUAUUACAUACUAGUGAGUCUGAUAAUAUAAAUUCUGUUUGUUCAUUUUGUACCCACACACUAAAAAAGAACAAAAUGAUUAAAAUAAAAAAACAACAUCAGUUAGCCACACCUGCUCUUCGAAAAGCUCCACUUAGUAAAACAAAUCCUGUUCGCGUUCUAUUAGCAUUAAAACAAGAACGUCUAAGAUGUGCCCAGCUAACAAGUGAUUUAGAAAAAAUAAAUUUUUAA
Hydra vulgaris (swiftwater hydra) is the source of this 1093-nucleotide messenger RNA. RefSeq lists its product as uncharacterized. Lineage: Eukaryota; Metazoa; Cnidaria; Hydrozoa; Anthoathecata; Hydridae. The record is from RefSeq and is a predicted model, not a curated record.